AUGUCGCAACUAAACUGCCUUAAUUUAUUCAACGUCCAAGGCCAAGUGGCAGUAGUCACCGGCGGGAGCAGUGGACUAGGGCUUAUGAUAUGCAAGGGACUGGUAUCAAACGGCGCCAAAGUGUACGUCGUUGCACUGCCUAGUGAUCCCAUCAAUGAAGUAGUCGACGAGCUCAAUAAGCUCGGUUCUGAAACUGGAGGAAGUGCAUUCGGGUUUCCCUGCGAUCUUUCCUCCAAAUCCUCAAUCCAAGCCUUGGCUCAAGAAAUCUCCAACAGAGAGACUCAUCUUGACAUGCUCAUCUCCAACGCUGGCAUUCGUCGCGAUCCACCUGUUCAAUGCAACGUCCUUACUGCAUCAAUAACACAAUUACAACAAUCAAUGUGGUCCAGCAAUGAGACAGACUGGGAGAAAACUUUUCGAGUAAACACUACUGCUCACUACUUCUUGAGUGUUGCUUUACUACCUCUUCUUGCUGCCGCUGCAGCCGAGGGACGCGAUCAAGGACGUGGUGUGGUUGUGAUUACUAGUUCGUGUGCGAGUAUGCAUAAUGUGACCAAUGUCGAUCUCACGAGUUAUGCAACGAGUAAAGCUGCCACUGAUCAUUUGGUGAAAUUGUUGGCUGCUAAAUAUCAUCGAUUCUAUGUGAGAGUGGUUGGGAUCAAUCCUGGCUUUGUCCCAAGUAAUAUGAACCCAGUGGGGGAAGAAGGAAACAUUUUUAGCAGUCUAUUUGACAAGGUCCCUGCAAAAAGGCCGGCGAUUGCGGAGGACAUUGCUGGCACGGUGUUGUAUCUAGUCAGCAAAGCUGGGGCCUAUGUAGAUGGGAUAUCGCUGUGUGUUGAUGGAGGAAGGGUACUUCUUGCUAACGGGCAAGAAUAG
This is a messenger RNA of Talaromyces stipitatus ATCC 10500, 876 nucleotides long. Its product is annotated as short-chain dehydrogenase, putative. The coding region runs from base 1 to 876 and encodes 291 amino acids. Gene Ontology annotation, molecular function: oxidoreductase activity. The transcript is spliced from 5 exons. The record is from RefSeq and is a predicted model, not a curated record. Lineage: Eukaryota; Fungi; Ascomycota; Eurotiomycetes; Eurotiales; Trichocomaceae.